UUUGCUUUGCCUCCAUGUCUUCCCUCUCCUUUCUCUUCUUCUCCAUCUCCUCCCUAAGUGUAUCUCUGUCUCUGCAUCUAGAUCUAGAUCUUGCCGGGCUCUCUGUCUCUCAUUCUCUUUCUCACUCUUUGUCUCCUGGCCGCUGCUGUGUCUAGUGCUGUCUUGAUUUUCUCAAUCUCACUCUGGCUAAGUCUUGUCCCUUCAUCUCUGUCUCUUCUAUCUCUCUCCAACCCUUGCCUGGCCUCUCUAAUCUCGCUCUCUGUUUUUCCCUCUGUCUCCCAUUCUGUCUGUCUGGUUUCCCCAUCUGUCUCUGUCUGCUGCUGUGGCUGCUCAGAACCCCCGCCCUGAGCCUCUUUUCUCCUUGCAGCCUAACCACGUGAUGACCAGGUGGGCUUUGCUGGUGCUGAUGGUCCUGAUAUCGGGCAGAGCCCUGCUGGUCACUGGGACCCCUAGCCCAGCCUUCCAGCUCCUCCCUCAGAACCCUCCCCAGGCUGCUCCCUGUCCUGUGACCUCAGAGAGCACUACAGCCACCACCACAGGCCCCUCCACUGCUUGGGGCCACCCCAGCCCUGGCCCUCGCUCGGGCCCCCGCAUCAUCCUCUCGCUGGAUGUCCCCAUUGGCCUCCUGCAGAUCUUAUUGGAGCAGGCCCGGGCCAGAGCUUCGAGGGAGCAGGCCGCCACCAACGCUCGCAUCCUGGCCCAGGUUGGCCGCCGCUGA
This is a messenger RNA of Nyctereutes procyonoides (raccoon dog), 718 nucleotides long. It is a transcript of the gene UCN2, whose product is annotated as urocortin 2. Gene Ontology annotation, biological process: adenylate cyclase-activating G protein-coupled receptor signaling pathway; digestion; hormone-mediated signaling pathway. Gene Ontology annotation, cellular component: extracellular region. Lineage: Eukaryota; Metazoa; Chordata; Mammalia; Carnivora; Canidae. Bases 380 to 718 code for a protein of 112 amino acids. The record is from RefSeq and is a predicted model, not a curated record. Gene Ontology annotation, molecular function: corticotropin-releasing hormone receptor 2 binding; hormone activity. The transcript has a single exon.